Molecule: messenger RNA, 414 nt
Organism: Miscanthus lutarioriparius
Lineage: Eukaryota; Viridiplantae; Streptophyta; Magnoliopsida; Poales; Poaceae
Source: the annotation of a GenBank genome assembly
AUGGCUGGGAAGGGAGGAAAAGGGUUGCUCGCCGCGAAGACCACGGCGGCCAAGUCCGCCGAGAAGGAUAAGGGGAAGAAGGCCCCCGUCUCACGCUCCUCCCGCGCUGGCCUCCAGUUCCCUGUUGGUCGUAUCCACCGUCAGCUGAAGCAGAGGACUCAAGCCAAUGGCCGUGUUGGUGCCACCGCAGCCGUGUACUCUGCUGCCAUCCUGGAGUACUUGACUGCUGAGGUUCUGGAGCUGGCUGGGAAUGCUAGCAAGGAUCUGAAGGUGAAGCGUAUCACCCCUCGCCAUCUGCAGCUGGCCAUUCGUGGAGACGAGGAGCUCGACACCCUCAUCAAGGGCACCAUCGCAGGUGGAGGUGUCAUCCCGCACAUUCACAAGUCCCUGAUCAACAAGUCCUCCAAGGAGUGA